Messenger RNA from Rhipicephalus microplus (southern cattle tick), 4632 nucleotides. RefSeq lists its product as uncharacterized. The record is from RefSeq and is a predicted model, not a curated record. NCBI's taxonomy places the organism in Eukaryota, Metazoa, Arthropoda, Arachnida, Ixodida, Ixodidae.
UGUGUAAGUGUGCUACUGUACAGGUAUAUUAGCUCUAUGGUACAGGUGUUCUCUGACUGUACUCUCACUAUAUUUCUGUUGGCUUGGCUUUGGAGCUGUGGUGCACCUGCUGUCUUCUCACCGAUGCUGUGUUUCUGACGAUGCUGUGAGGUGCAGCAGGUGCUAAUGAGAGGAUGAACCCAUGUGCUUUUUGUUGUAAUCAAAUUCCCAUGGCUUGAGCUGGCAAGCUUUUUGACGACUGUCACUGUUGGAGAAACUGGCAUCUUACGACGAUGGACGUCUCCGGUCAGAGCGAUCUUCCCGGAGACUGGACGUUUAUGCCGUCUGAGGGUGAACUACUGGAUCCUCCAGCCUCAACGGUAGAAGAAGGAAGCCGCGUCGAAGAUUUGCCAUUAGAUGAAAAUGCCGCCAACGUCAGUCGGGAGAAGGCCAUGGACACGGGGGACCCCAAGAAGGAAGUGGAUGCUGAAUCUGGUGGGGACAGGGAUGCCAACACUGGGAACCGAGACAGCGACAUCGACAUUAUUGAUGAUGACACCGACCAUAGUAUCGAAUCUCUGAGCUCUUCUGCUAUAGGAAAUACAUCAGCAUCACUCAUGGGCUUUAGUGAGAUAUCUGCAGCUACUGCAAGUUCCUAUGGCAACUUGGAAGUGCCAGGUGGCUCGGAUUGGAUGGAUACAGCUUCUGUGGCAUCGGAUGCCUCUUUGCCAUCAGGACUCGAGAUGCGGUCUGGAGUGCGCCGGUACAAGCAUGUGCCGAACACUCGGCUCAACUGGGCUCUGACAGCCAUGGCUGCUCUUGUGGCUGUUGCUGCUGCCGCAUUCGGCGUGGGCCACUAUUUCGGUUGGUCUGUCCAGUCCGUUCAGCGACAAGAAUUGUCUCAUGGCCAAAUGAAGCAGCUCAAGGCACUUCAAGAAGAGCUCGUGAAAUGCAUGCAUCAGCAAAACAAAGAGACGCCUCCAAAGGACGUGCCUUUUCCAAAUACACAAGUGUGCUACCAGGAUGUUGAAUAUUGGAAAAGAAAAUUUGAGCAGCUUUUUUCGGAGAACAAGGGACUCAAGGAAUUACUGGAGCACUCUCAGCGCAAUGUGGUCAUGCACGAUCCCCGAGUGGACUCUGCAACGGGAGAUUGUUCUGCUGACUCACCUGACGACCUUCACAAACUGAAGCUUGACCUCAUCCUCAACCAAAUGCAGCAUUUACAGCUGAUGAAGACUUUCAACCAGGUGAAGCAUAGCGAACGCCUGUCCCGAGAACAGGCUCGUAAAUUGGAAAUGGAAAAUGAGCAGCUCAAGGCACGACUUGAGGAAACGGAUGACGUGCUUGUUCAACAGCAGCUGGAAACUAAGGUUCAGGCCUUGACAGAGGAGAACCAAGAGUUGCAAUCCAGGCUGGGCCAUGAGUCGCAGAGGGAAGCGGCUCUGCGCUCUCUCGAACACCAAGUGCAGCAGCUGCUGAGCGAGAACGAGAUGCUGAAGCGUUCCAUGCGGGAAGCCUCCCCAGCCACAACGAGUCGCAUCUCUCGGCUACGGGACACAGUUAACCGGCUGAUCAUUGAGAAUGAAGACUUGAAGACUGUAGUUGCCCGGCUUCGCUACGGGCGCCCCGUUCCUGUUAGAGACGAUGAUUCUGCAAGCAAUUCAGAGGACGGUGCAGACGAAGGGCCAAAGGACCCCCAGUCUACAAGCAAGGACCAAUUAUCCGAGUUAUUGGAUGUGUUGAAGAAGCAGCAGGCAGACUCCAAGCAGUGGCGUAGGCUCUAUGACGAGCUCAGGGAAACGAGCGCAGCGCUAAGCAGCAAGACAGUGUGGCGCAAAUUGCUAAUGCUGGGCCAGACACUAUUUGACGACAUGCAGACAGGCCUGGACAGCACUCUCGAAUCCCUGAUUGACCUGGCCAAAAAGGGCUCAAGCGUAGCCAGCGAUGUCCGCCCCAUGGUACAAGACUUGGGAGAAAAGGUGAGACGAGAGCUUAACCGACGCCGAGAAGAAUUGGACGGAUAUCUUCACGGAUCAGGGAAGCCUGUUGGUUCCAUCUCACAGACAAUGAGUUUGUUAGAAUCAUCAAUCAAGAAAGUGUUUGAUGCCGGACGAAAGUUCGUCUCCAAGGGGCAAGAAGCAACAGGAAAGCACGCCGAAAAGUUAGUUUCUAAGCUUACCAAGGUAGCCCAGAUGCUCAGUAGUGACUGGGAAGCUUCGUCUGAAAAGGUAGAGGACAGUUUUACUGAGCCCACAAGUACGCCAAGGAGGGAGGAAGCCAAACACAGCUGGAGAAAUCACAAGGCUGUUAACGUGGAUGAGGACGAUGACUGCCAGGGAGGUAGUAGGUGUAGCAAAAAAAAUGAGGCAAAGAGAAAAGUGACUACUGAAAAGCCAGCAACUAAGAACAAGCAGCUGUUGGAUGUGGAAGAAACUGAAGAGGAAGACUGGUUCAGCACUCGAGCAAAAAUAAGGGAACGACAGCGUGGUGAAGCUACAGCAGGCAUGGACAAUUGGUACCUGAAGCGACAAGCACCUGGCUGGCGAAAAGGGAGCAGCAGGGAGGCUUUGCAUAGGGGCACUGCCAACCGUUUCAAGAAAGAAAGCCUCUUUUGGGACCACGAAUCUCUUGUAAGCGACGAUGAAGGAUUUACCGAGUGACGUGCACAACGCACCUUCAGCUACCAAGGCUUUUUGUUAUGCCUAUUGUAAUUACCAAAGUUAUGGGGUCGAAUGUUGCACCGUGAUGCAGUCUCGGAGUAGACUUGAGGAACCGCUCUGUUAAAAGGAACCUGUCCCUUAAAAAAUAACUUUACAUGCACAGUAACGUGAAAUUAUAAUAAAGAUAUCAAGAUUUUCGGCACAUUUAUUUCUACGAGUAUCUAAGAUUUGCACUGCUUUGCUUGGCUUCUCUGUAGUUGGGAUGGUCACCCCGGUAGCAUUUAAGGGCAGCUAAAGAUAUUAGUCUCCCAAAAACUGUCAGGAGUUGUGUGGUUGCACAGGCUUUCGAGAUCAUUCUAUUGGUAUCGGCUGACAUACAGCUGAUGUGUAAAGCCACUUCUGCUGUUUGUUGGAGCGGUUGUUUUUGCUAAUUGUUGGUGCCAAAAGACUAACAAUAUAAAAAGAAUUUGAGAAACGAGCUGAAAUUAAAGUUAUUGUUUGCACUAUUUCAAGACUGCAAAUGCAGAGGUGAAACUCGUGCUAACUAUUACUUUCUCCACAUUAUAGUUAUAAAUGAACAAUACUGUAAUAUUGCUAUUGCUGAGGUUGCUUCAAUUUCAGAGCUUCAUGGCAGGAAGUUGUGCUGGUGCUCUUCGUUGGGUCAGGCAGUAAUGGCUGCACAGUUUUAAAUUUCAUUUUAUUAGAAGUGGUUAUUGUGUGCACCCUAAUAUUCCACAUCUACCAUUACUGCAAGGUUUUACAUGGAGGCUUCAAUGUUUUAUCACUCGGCUAGUUGGUGUGACCUUAAAGUAGUAUGUGGGUGCACGAACACACCCAAGUUGGCAGAAUGGUUGGCUCGGCCUUUGAUGGUCCAUCUUUGCUAGGGGAUGCACAUAGCUUUUUGCACAUUGUGGGGCCUUGUCCAAAAAGCUCAUCCCUCCUUGGGCUCUUUGGAUAUGCUCAUUAACAUGCAUUGUUGUGCCCAUAUGUUUAUGCUGUCAAGAACUCAGCAUGAACUAUGUCACCUAAUUAUGCGUGUGGCUUCUAUUUCUGCCUUGUCAUCCAAAAUGACCUGAAAUUUCCAAGCACAGAGGCAUCAAGAACAUUGACUGCAUAGUUUUGUAGGAGGAGUUUGUUCUUCAUGCCAAUGUUGGGACUUUUAUAUAACACAAUGGGAAUGCUGUUAAAUCCUUUUAUGAAUUACACAGGUAAACUGUAUGAAUGUUCUGUCUGCUUCUGCUACAUCCACACCCUGUAUGUAGACUUCUGAUGGCAGUGACAUUAAACGUUUUAGUGUAAGGUGACAUUACUGUAGCAGUGUUUUGAUGGAAACCAACAUUUUUGUCUGCGAGUGUGGCAUUGCCAGUGACUUGUUGCAAACUUCUUGCAUUUAUACAAUUCCAGUGUGUCAGUGCAUGUGUACACAUGGAAUCUCCUUGGCAACACGUAGAACCAAAUGUCUUGCCUGUCUUCAUGAGUGAGCAUUAUGCAGAGUGCUCACGAACAUGCAACUUCCCUGGUUUAUCUAUUAUUCCUAUGAUGUUGCAACGUCUUUCAGACAAAAGGGGCACAAGUUUUACUUUUUUUUUAAGUAUAAUUCCACCUGAGAGAUCUGGAAUAAGACCUCCAUUUUAGUAAUGUUUGUUACAAAGACGUGAAUGGUUCCUUGAUACCAUUUCUAGCCGCUGUGGUUUCUCAAGCAACAGCUGUGACAUAAUUGUUUUGUGAUAUUUCUUGUGUAGUUCUGAAUUGUAUUCAGGCUUCCAGAUUUUAAAACUGACGUUUCACAUUAUUGUGUUUUGUUAUAGUGGUCGCCAAAUUGUCAAGGUGCCUCAAAGAAGACAGUGCUGUCACGUCUUCAGUUCUUUAUUAUGUGCACUAUGUGGUGUUGUGCUUAGCCCACUGUCCAAGUUACGGUACAUAUGUGAUUGUAUAUAUGUAAAUUAAGAGCCUUUGUUAUAUCUGUGUAGAAUAAAGCAGUCUUUCAACGCUU